Aaosphaeria arxii CBS 175.79 is the source of this 4793-nucleotide messenger RNA. RefSeq lists its product as uncharacterized. NCBI's taxonomy places the organism in Eukaryota, Fungi, Ascomycota, Dothideomycetes, Pleosporales. The record is from RefSeq and is a predicted model, not a curated record. The transcript has 3 exons. Gene Ontology annotation, cellular component: membrane. Gene Ontology annotation, biological process: transmembrane transport. Gene Ontology annotation, molecular function: ABC-type transporter activity; ATP hydrolysis activity; ATP binding. Bases 159 to 4676 code for a protein of 1505 amino acids.
GUACAUACUAUCCUAUUCUACCAGCGACUUGCAGUACCUCUCAAUACUACUAUACCAAACCUCGUACAACCGGUCUGUCAGCAAUCAGCCUGACGUAGAGCUCCCCGCAACCAGGUUCACGAUACAGGCAGGGUGCGCCUUGCAGCACCAUAUUCGACAUGGAGAAACCCAAUGUUCCUCUGAACAAUUCCACCGACCGCGAGGAGCCAUCUGGUCCCACCUACGAGGCCAUCCACCCAGAACACCCAAGCACCACCGACGCCGGCGCACACCACCAGCGCAACCGUGCCAGCAUCUCUACCGUCUCCAGCAGCGACCUAACUGCCGGCGAAGCCCACAGCGAAAAGCGCACCGAUGCUGCCUAUGUCAAAGGCGGGGUCAAUGUUGCCCGCGCCGAGGCCGAAUUCGCUGAGCUCAACCGCGAGCUCUCGCGGACGAGUAAUCUCUCGCGUAGGAUAAGCCGUGUGCAGAGUCGCCAAAGCCACAAGAACACCGCCUCCCAGGAUGUCGAGAAGGCUCCUGCCUCCGACGACUCCUCUGACGAACCAUUCGACCUGCAGGCCGUCCUGCGCGGCAAUCGUGACGAGGAGGAGGCCGCUGGCAUAAAAUCCAAGCGCAUUGGUGUGGUGUGGGAUGGUCUGACUGUCAGCGGCAUUGGUGGCGUCAAGAACUAUGUCAAGACAUUUCCUGAUGCGUUUGUCUCUUUCUUCAAUGUCUUCGAGACAGCCCAAAGCCUUCUUGGGCUGGGCAAGAAGGGCAGAGAGUUCGACAUUCUUAACAACUUUAAGGGUGUCGUCAACCCUGGUGAGAUGGUCUUGGUUCUCGGACGCCCGGGGUCUGGCUGCACUACCUUCUUGAAGGUUAUCAGCAACCAGCGCUACGGUUACACCAAGGUCGACGGUGACGUCGCUUAUGGACCAUUCGACAGCGCCUUCUUUGAGAAGCGAUACAGAGGCGAGGCAGUCUACUGCGAGGAAGAUGAGAACCACCACCCAACCUUGACCGUGAAGCAAACCCUCGAUUUCGCCCUGGAGACCAAGGUUCCCGGAAAGCGCCCUGCUGGACUGUCCCGAACCGAAUUCAAGGAGAAGGUCAUCGACCUGAUGUUGAAGAUGUUCAACAUUGAGCAUACCGCCAACACCAUCGUGGGAAACCCCUUUGUGCGUGGUGUCUCGGGAGGAGAGCGCAAGCGUGUCUCUAUCGCUGAGACCAUGAUUACGGGCGCUUCCGUUGUCAGCUGGGACAAUUCCACCCGUGGUCUGGAUGCUUCUACAGCCGUCGAUUACGCCCGUUCGCUUCGCGUCCUGACCAACAUCUACAAGACAACGACUUUCGUAUCCCUGUACCAAGCGUCCGAAAACAUCUACGACUGUUUCGACAAGGUCUUGGUCAUUGACAGUGGACGUGAGGUUUACUUUGGACCCGCGACAGAGGCCCGCGCAUAUUUCGAGGGUCUUGGUUUCCUCGAGAAGCCCCGCCAAACCACACCUGACUAUCUCACUGGUUGCACAGAUCCAUUCGAGCGAGAGUACAAGGCUGGACGCAGUGAAGAGAAUGUUCCCAGCACUCCCGAAGCGCUUGCUGAAGCUUUCCGAAAGUCAGACAUUGCCGCUCGCGUCGAUGCCGAGAUGACUGAGUACCGCGGCCGCAUGGAACAGGAGAAGCACGUCUACGAUGACUUUGAAGUCGCCGUCAAGGACAGCAAACGCCACGCCUCCAAGAAAUCCGUCUACUCCAUUCCCUUCUACUUGCAGUUGUGGGCUCUCGCCAAACGUCAGUUCUUGCUCAAAUGGCAGGACAAAUUCUCCCUGGUUGUCUCCUGGAUCACUUCUAUCGUCAUUGCUAUUGUCACUGGUACCGUCUGGUUGGAUCUCCCCAAAACGUCUGAAGGCGCUUUCACUCGUGGUGGUGUCCUCUUCAUUGCUCUUCUCUUCAAUGCCUUCCAAGCCUUCUCUGAGUUAGCCAGUACUAUGUUGGGUAGACCGAUCAUCAACAAACAUCGCGCGUUCACUUUCCAUCGGCCGUCUGCACUUUGGAUCGCGCAGAUUGGUGUUGAUCUGCUAUUCUCAUCGGUUCAGAUUCUGGUCUUUAGUAUCAUUGUGUACUUCAUGACUAAUCUUGUCCGAGAUGCUGGCGCCUUCUUCAUCUUCGUACUCAUGAUCAUCACCGGAUACCUCGCUAUGACGCUCUUCUUCAGAACUGUUGGUUGUCUUUGCCCUGACUUUGAUGUCGCUAUCCGUCUCGCGGCUACCAUCAUUACGCUCUUCGUCUUGACCUCCGGAUAUCUCAUUCAGUGGCAGUCCGAACAAGUUUGGCUGAGAUGGAUAUUUUACAUCAACGCCCUUGGUCUUGGUUUCUCCGCCUUGAUGAUGAACGAAUUUGGUCGCCUUGAUCUAACCUGUGCUGGCAGCAACUUGAUCCCAUCUGGACCUGGCUACGGUGACCUCGACCAUCAGGUCUGCACUCUCCCCGGCAGCACUUCUGGUUCUAACUUUGUUUCUGGAACCGACUACGUCAAGCUUUCUUUCAGCUACGACCCCAAGGACCUCUGGCGCAAUUGGGGUAUCAUGAUGGUUCUCAUCGGUGGUUUCCUCCUCGCCAAUGCUUUCCUCGGAGAGUACGUGAAGUGGGGCGCUGGUGGCCGUACUGUUACCUUCUUCGUCAAGGAGAACAAGGAAUUGAAGGACCUUAACAACAAGCUUCGCGAGAAGAAGGAACGAAAGCAGCGCAAAGAGGAUAGUGCGGAUACGGACUCGAACUCGGAUCUGAACAUCACCUCCAAGGCCGUCCUGACCUGGGAAGACCUCUGCUACGACGUCCCUGUUCCCUCCGGUAAUCUUCGUCUCCUCAACAACAUCUUCGGUUACGUCAAGCCUGGUCAACUCACUGCCCUCAUGGGAGCCUCCGGAGCUGGAAAGACCACUCUUCUCGAUGUGCUCGCCAACCGCAAGAACAUCGGUGUCAUCUCUGGUGACAAGCUCGUCGAUGGUAAGCUGCCUGGUAUCGCUUUCCAGCGUGGAACCUCCUAUGCCGAGCAGCUCGAUGUUCACGAACCCGCAACCACCGUCCGUGAGGCACUCCGAUUCUCUGCCGACCUUCGCCAGCCCUUUGAGACCCCGCAGUCGGAGAAAUACGCUUACGUAGAGGAGGUCAUCUCCCUCUUGGAAAUGGAGGAUAUCGCCGAUGCCAUCAUUGGAGACCCAGAAACCGGUCUUGCUGUCGAACAGCGAAAGCGUGUCACUAUUGGUGUCGAACUUGCCGCUAAGCCUGAACUCCUCCUUUUCUUGGAUGAGCCUACCUCCGGUCUUGACUCUCAGAGUGCUUUCAACAUCGUCCGUUUCCUUCGUAAGCUCGCCGGCGCUGGUCAGGCUAUUCUGUGCACUAUCCAUCAGCCCAACUCCGCCCUCUUUGAGAACUUCGACCGCCUCUUGCUCCUCCAGCGUGGUGGACAGUGUGUCUACUUCGGUGACAUCGGCAAGGACGCACACGUUCUGAUCGACUACUUCCACCGCAACGGCGCCGACUGCCCUCCUCGUGCCAACCCUGCCGAAUGGAUGCUCGAUGCUAUAGGCGCAGGUGCCUCCCCGCGCAUUGGAAACAAGGACUGGGCCGAUAUCUGGAAGGACUCGCCAGAGUUUGCUGAGGUCAAGAGCGAGAUCCUCCGUGUAAAGGAUACGCGCAUUGCUGAGGUCGGCUCCGCCGAGCCCAUUGUACAGAAGGAAUACGCAACUCCACUCUGGCACCAGAUCAAGCUCGUCAAUAAGCGCAUGAACCUCUCUUUCUGGCGAACUCCCAACUACGGCUUCACUCGUCUUUUCAAUCACGUCAUCAUCGCCCUGCUCACUGGUCUCAUGUAUCUCCAGCUCGACGAUUCCCGCUCAUCGCUCCAGUACCGUGUCUUCAUCAUCUUCCAGGUCACCGUUCUCCCCGCUUUGAUUCUCGCGCAGGUCGAGCCCAAGUACGCUAUCGCUCGUAUGAUUUCUUACCGCGAGCAAAUGUCGAAGGCAUACAAGACGUUCCCAUUCGCACUGUCCAUGGUCAUUGCUGAGAUGCCGUACAGCGUUCUCUGCGCCGUCUGCUUCUUCAUUCCUUUGUACUACAUUCCUGGCUUGAACUCUGAGUCCUCCCGUGCUGGAUACCAGUUCUUCAUCAUCCUGAUCACUGAAAUCUUCUCCGUCACACUGGGUCAGAUGAUUGCUGCGCUCACGCCCACUCCUUUCAUCUCUUCUCUGGUUAACCCCUUCGUCAUCAUCAUCUUCGCGCUCUUCUGCGGUGUCACGAUCCCCAAGCCCCAGAUCCCGGGCUUCUGGCGCGCCUGGCUUUACCAGCUCAACCCCUUCACCCGCCUCAUCGGCGGCAUGAUCGUCACCGAGCUGCACGAGCUCCCCGUCACCUGCACGAACAUGGAGUUCAACCGCUUCACCGCCCCCGACGGCCAAGACUGCGGCUCCUACAUGAGCGACUUCUUCUCCAGCGGCGCCCCCGGCUACCUCCUCAACAACGCGACCAACAUGUGCGAGUACUGCGCCUUCAAGGUCGGCGACCAGUUCUACGAGCCCCUCGGCUACGAGUUCAAGAACCGCUGGAGGGAUUUCGGUAUCUUCACUGCGUUCAUCGGAUCGAACUUGAUCAUCCUCUUCCUUGCUUCUCGCUACCUCAACUUCAACAGGCGAUAAACAUAUCGCACGGAACAUCACCACCCACCUUUCUUCCACGCCUUUUCUUUCCCUCCGAUGAUCCGCACCUUGCUCUCACGGUCGAAAUUCAGUCUCCUUGCCGUUCCAUACUCACUU